GGUACACACCGCCACCCCGAACUCCGCCGCCCGCGAAAGAGAGUUUUCUACCGUCAUCGUCCGCAGCGUCGCCGGGUGCCAGUUCCUUCGAGAGCUUUGGGUCUAGGCCGUCGUGCUCCUCCUCGCCGUCUGCAGGAAGUAGUGCUACCGGAACACCCUCGUCAUACGGGAAGCCUCCGCAAUACAGUCCGCCUCUGCAGUAUGCUCCGCCACCUUCUUCUAGAUGAAUAUUUGACUUGCCACUUCUUGUUUUGUACUACAACAUGGUCAAUCUACGAUUGGUACAACAUGGUCACAUUGAUCAUAUUUAUAGAGAUUGCCAAUGAAUCAAUAUCUUGUUGUUCUUACCAUGAAUGGUACUUGGAAUACCAAUAAAGCACUUUUUCUUCGCAACAAAUAUGAUGAUAUCUGGGAGAGCGUGAACCAUCGGAAAUUGCCUGACAUUGUUAAGAAAGUCUGUCGAAGAAAAGUAGACCAGACGAACAACUAUGUCUUACCCCUAUCUAAACGUUUACGCUGUAGACCGUCCUCACCUUAUUAUAUUGUUAUCCCACCGGCGCCUCCGGUCCGGCGCCGGCCUAGUAGAAGAAGUACUAGGGACACGAAUACGGAUGAAAGAGUUCUGACAUACAACUAG
Amoebophrya sp. A25 is the source of this 637-nucleotide messenger RNA. Lineage: Eukaryota; Dinophyceae; Syndiniales; Amoebophryaceae. The record is from the annotation of a GenBank genome assembly.